AUGAGGGUGCAGUGUUCUAAUUUGAAAUAUUAUGAGAAGCACCCGAUAUUGUUGUCAUCAAAACAUAAGUUCACAGUGCUAUUAGUUUUAUAUGAGCAUGAAAGACUUCUGCAUGCUGGCCCACAACUUUUGUUAAGUUCUCUAUGCGAAAAAUAUUGGCCUGUUGGAGGCAGGAAUCUAGUGCACAAGAUCAGUAGAAAUUGUAUUAAAUGUUUUCGAGCUCAUCUCGAGAACGGUCAAGCAAGCCAAAUUAUGGGUGUGCUGCCUGAAUUGCGUGUCCGAGCUUCUUUGCCCUUUCAAAAUGUAGAUGUGGACUAUGGGGGUCCCAUAAUGAUAAGAAAUAAAACUGGUCGUGGAUUUCGUUUAAUAAAAGCUUACAUCGCCCUGUUUGUGUGCUUUAGUACCAAAGCUAUCCACCUUGAGUUGGUGAGUGAUCUUACAUUAGCAGCUUUUAUUGCGUGUUGUAGGGGGUUUGUGUCAAGAAGGGGUAUCCCUAGCAAUGUUUUUAGUGAUAACGGCACUAAGAUUGUUGGGGCUUCUUCAGAUUUGCAGGAUUUUGGAAAUUUAUUGAUUUCACAAUCCUCUAAAUUACAAGAACAGCUUGAAAAAGAUAAUGUAAAUUGGAAUUUUAUACCUGCUCAUUCGCCAGACUUUGGAGGUUUAUGGGAGGCGGGAGUUAAGUCCUGUAAAUACCAUUUAAAGCGUGUCUUGGGAACAUAUUCUUUAACCUUCGAAGGCUUGUCCACUUUGCUUACGCAAGUAGAGGCCAUUCUGAACUCCAGACCUUUAGUUCCUAUGUCCCCUAGUCCUAAUGAUUUUGAUGUCCCGAGUCCUGGUCAUUUCCUUGUUGGUCAAGAUGCCGAGUAG
Diorhabda sublineata is the source of this 867-nucleotide messenger RNA. RefSeq lists its product as uncharacterized. The record is from RefSeq and is a predicted model, not a curated record. Bases 1 to 867 code for a protein of 288 amino acids. Gene Ontology annotation, molecular function: nucleic acid binding. Gene Ontology annotation, biological process: DNA integration. The transcript has a single exon. Lineage: Eukaryota; Metazoa; Arthropoda; Insecta; Coleoptera; Chrysomelidae.